Messenger RNA from Saccoglossus kowalevskii, 285 nucleotides. Its product is annotated as ranBP-type and C3HC4-type zinc finger-containing protein 1-like. Gene Ontology annotation, biological process: proteasome-mediated ubiquitin-dependent protein catabolic process; protein linear polyubiquitination. The record is from RefSeq and is a predicted model, not a curated record. NCBI's taxonomy places the organism in Eukaryota, Metazoa, Hemichordata, Enteropneusta, Harrimaniidae. Gene Ontology annotation, cellular component: LUBAC complex. Gene Ontology annotation, molecular function: ubiquitin-protein transferase activity; ubiquitin binding.
AUGUCUACUACUGAGUGUGCCACAGCUAGUAAUGUUAUCGGUAAUUCACCACAAAGACCUCUAUUACCACCACCGCCUCCACCAGCACAAAGACAGGGCAGUGUAUCACGGGACGGUUGGACCUGUCCAAUAUGUACAUUUGUGAAUCCACCAACUCGUCCAGGAUGUGAAAUGUGUUCUGCUGAUAGACCUGAAGAUUUUCAAAUCCCUGACGACUACGUGCCGAUGGGACCCGAGAAAGACCGAUUACAGGAAGUAGCACUGCAUGAACAAUUGUUUGCGCAG